This is a messenger RNA of Drosophila hydei, 1371 nucleotides long. Its product is annotated as ubiquitin-conjugating enzyme E2-22 kDa-like. The transcript has a single exon. Gene Ontology annotation, molecular function: protein binding; ubiquitin conjugating enzyme activity. NCBI's taxonomy places the organism in Eukaryota, Metazoa, Arthropoda, Insecta, Diptera, Drosophilidae. Gene Ontology annotation, biological process: protein polyubiquitination; proteasome-mediated ubiquitin-dependent protein catabolic process. Gene Ontology annotation, cellular component: nucleus. Bases 135 to 734 code for a protein of 199 amino acids. The record is from RefSeq and is a predicted model, not a curated record.
AGUUUGAUGGAAUUUAAAUACUGAAGCGUUUCGUAUUUAACACCCAGGCAAAACCAAAAAAAAAAAUAAAAAAAUAAAACCAAAAUCCUCGAAAGGGGAGAUUAAUAAAUAAGAACAAACUGAAGAAACACGACAUGACAAAUAUGGCUGAGGCGCGUGUCAAGCGCGAGUUCAAGGAGGCGCUCAGUGGCGAAGAGUUUCGCGAGUGCCUGAUCAAAAUGGAGCUGGUCAACGACAGCUGGACAGAGCUGCGCGGCGAGAUAACCGGGCCACGCGGCACGCCCUAUGAGGGCGGCCGAUUUGUGCUGGAAAUCAAGGUGCCCGAUAAGUAUCCAUUUUGUCCGCCCGAAGUGCGCUUCAUGACACGCAUCUGGCAUCCGAAUGUGUCGUCGGUAACGGGCGCCAUACGCAUGGACAUUUUGAAGGAUCACUGGGCCGCUGCCAUGACGCUGAGCACCGUUUUAUUGUCGCUGCAGGGCAUGCUAACCGCUGCCGAGCCGGACGAUUGGCAGGACUUUGUGGUCGCCUAUCAAUUUAAGAAGCGGCACGAUCUAUUCUUGCUGACGGCCAAGCAUUGGACUGGCGCGUAUGCGGGCGGGUCGCGUUCGUUUCCCGAAUUGGAUCUGAAGAUUGAGCGCCUCAAGGAUAUGGGCAUCGAUGAGCACGAGGCGCGUGUGGUGCUCUCAAAAGAGAAUUGGGAUCUGGAGAGGGCAGCCGAUUGUCUAUUUAUAUAGGUGUGCGCAGCACUGGGGCUAACAUAAUCAACGACCAAGACCAUCAGACGCAAAACCAUAAAGCGAUGAAUCAACUCGAUUAUAUAGUCUUAACAACAAACACACUAACAGCAACAACGUCGAAAAUAACUACAAAAUUCUAGUGGAGUCCCAUGCAGCUGCCGCGGCGCGUCCCAUUUUCCAUAAUGCAAACUGUUCACGUGAUCCAUGGACCACGGGUCCAAAACCAAUUUGCAACCGCCAAAUUUGUAUUACGUGCUAUUUAGUCGGCUCUCAAAAUUUCGAAAUUUCUUUACUGUGAAGCUUAGUGUCGACACUCGGAGCUGUCCACCCAGUCCAGCUGCACGCGUUUGUUUCGCAUAGCCAAGCAUUGGAUCUAUAUAAACCCCGUACCGAAUCGCAGCAUCGAAUACUUGGAUAUUCGAAACAGACGUGGCAGACGUGGAUGGGUGGCAUAGGUCCGUUUGUUUUGUUAUUUUUGAGUGCAUUGGUACAUAUCGCAGUUGAUUUAGGUAUACGAGUAUCUUAAGUAACAGCUUCCCGGCGUUCGCGCAUAUGCCUUUCUUUUGUUUUGCUAAAUAUCAAUAUCACUUACACUUUAAUAAUCAUGAACAUCAAAUACGAAAAUAUUUUCAAA